This is a messenger RNA of Dermatophagoides pteronyssinus (European house dust mite), 494 nucleotides long. Its product is annotated as endoplasmic reticulum chaperone BiP-like. NCBI's taxonomy places the organism in Eukaryota, Metazoa, Arthropoda, Arachnida, Sarcoptiformes, Pyroglyphidae. The record is from RefSeq and is a predicted model, not a curated record.
GCACUGGUAACAAGGAAAAAAUUACCAUCACUAACGAUCAUAAUCGUUUGACACCGGAAGAUAUUGAACGUAUGAUCAAAGAAGCGGAAAAAUUCUCCGAUGAAGAUAAAAAAAUUAAGGAACGUGUUGAAGCUAAAAAUGAAUUGGAAUCUUAUGCAUAUUCUUUAAAGAAUCAGAUGGGUGAUAAAGAAAAAUUGGGUGGUAAAUUAAGCGAUGAUGAUAAAUCAACAAUGGAAAAAGCUAUUGACGAGGCAAUCAAAUGGUUAGAUUCUAAUAGUGAAGCUGAUGUUGAAGAAUUUAAAGCACAGAAAAAACAAUUAGAAGAUAUUGUACAGCCAAUUAUUACUAAAUUAUAUGCAAGUACAGGUGGUGGUGGUGCUGGUGGUGGUGAAGCUGGCGCUGGUACCGAUGAUGAAUUCAAUAAGGAUGAACUUUAAAUUAUAUAAAUAAUAAUUCAAAUAAUAUUUUCAAUCCAAAUAUAUGUAAUAGUUUUA